AUGGUUUCCAACAAACUCGUUGCGGCUUUAACCGCAUACUCGGCCGUUGCUGCCGCUGUUCCCGUUGCGUCCCAGACAAAGGGCUUCUCCUUGGUCCAAGAGGCGAUUCCCAAGUCUAGCUAUCGUGCCCCAGCUGCCCACCUCGCAAAGGCAUUGACCAAAUUCGGUGCUCCAGUCCCUGCCCAUGUUGCUGCUGCCGCUGCCUCGACCGGAUCUGUCACCACCAACCCCAGUGAUGGCGACGAGGAGUAUGUCACCAAGGUCACUGUCGGUGACUCCACCUUGAACCUCGACUUCGACACCGGGUCCGCUGAUCUCUGGGCUUUCUCCGCUGACACCCCGUCGAGUGAGCGUUCCGGACAUAACUAUUACAAGCCUAGCGACUCUGCUACCAAGGUUAGCGGUGCCUCUUGGGACAUCAGCUACGGUGAUGGCAGCUCUGCCUCGGGUAGCGUCUACAAGGACACCGUGACCGUUGGCGGCGUCACUUUCGACGCACAGGCCGUGGAGGCUGCUUCUUCCGUCAGCUCGGAAUUCACCCAAGACACCUCGAUUGAUGGUCUCUUGGGUCUCGCUUUCAGCAGCAUCAACACUGUUUCCCCUACUCCCCAGAAGACGUUCUUUGACAACGUCAAGAGCUCGCUUGACAAGCCCCUUUUCGUCGCUAUCCUUAAACACGACACUGCUGGUAGCUACGACUUUGGUUUCACCGAUGACUCCAAAUACAGCGGUGACAUUGCCUACACCGAUGUCGACAGCUCCCAGGGAUUCUGGUCUUUCACCGCUGACUCCUACUCUAUUGAUGGUCAGGAUGCCGGUUCCUCGAUCGAUGGUAUUGCUGACACCGGUACUACUCUUGUUCUCCUUGACGACGAUGUCGUUGAGGCUUACUAUGAAACGAUCGACAGCGCCCAGUACGAUGACAGCCAGGGUGGCUACGUCUUCGACUGUGACGCCGAUGUCCCUGACUUCGCCAUCACUGUUGGUGACUACACUGCCACUAUCCCUGGUGACUACAUCAACUUCGCGUCCGCCGGAUCCAGCACCUGUUACGGUGGUAUCCAGUCCAACUCUGGCAUUGGCUUCUCCAUCUUUGGUGACGUCUUCCUUAAGAGCCAGUACGUUGUCUUCGAUGCUAGCGGCCCUCAAAUCGGUUUCGCUGCCCAGGCUUAA
Molecule: messenger RNA, 1173 nt
Organism: Talaromyces rugulosus
Lineage: Eukaryota; Fungi; Ascomycota; Eurotiomycetes; Eurotiales; Trichocomaceae
Exons: 3
Coding region: 1-1173 (390 amino acids)
Biological process (GO): proteolysis
Molecular function (GO): aspartic-type endopeptidase activity
Source: RefSeq, a predicted model, not a curated record